This is a messenger RNA of Kwoniella shivajii, 240 nucleotides long. RefSeq lists its product as uncharacterized. Bases 1 to 240 code for a protein of 79 amino acids. The transcript has a single exon. The record is from RefSeq and is a predicted model, not a curated record. Lineage: Eukaryota; Fungi; Basidiomycota; Tremellomycetes; Tremellales; Cryptococcaceae.
AUGAAACGUUCACCAUCAUCUCUUCCUUCUGAGAGCGACACUGAUGUGGAUUCCAACUACUCUCCUCGAGAAGAUUCAAAGCCCAACGUCUUAUCAAGCUCUACCAUUACCCCAUCAACGCCUAAAAGAAAGUCGAAUGGAACUAGCGAAUCGCCAGCCAAGUCGCCCAAAUCCAACAAAAAGGCGAAAGCCGAAAACCCUUCUAAUGGGAUUUGGGAUGGAGAGAAAUCAAUUCAUUGA